Molecule: messenger RNA, 1896 nt
Organism: Lactuca sativa (garden lettuce)
Lineage: Eukaryota; Viridiplantae; Streptophyta; Magnoliopsida; Asterales; Asteraceae
Product: pentatricopeptide repeat-containing protein At1g02150
Cellular component (GO): mitochondrion
Molecular function (GO): protein binding
Source: RefSeq, a predicted model, not a curated record
AAGGGGGUGUUGGAUGGAGGCCGCCCCAUUCUUUCCUGUCACAGGGACGAAAAAACACGAAGAUAACCCUUGAGCUUUUCCCACUGAAUCCUUUCAAGCUUCAAGAGUUCGAAGCAUUUCCUAAAGCCCUAAUUAACUCAGAAACGAAUCAAAACAAAUGUUACUCCACUCGACAAUUUCCCAAUCUCCACCACACCCGCAACCCUUAUCCCUUUCAUCAUCAUCCUCUUCCCUCUCUAAUUCUAUCAAUUUCCUUCCCGGAUUUCGCAAUUCACCUCUCAAAAGAGCGCAAUUCAGUUCACUCGUCAUAAGAAACUGUUCUUCGUCAUUAUACGCUUCAAAUGUCUACAACUAUGGCACAGUCGACUACGAAAAGAAGCCAGGAACAACGGUUGCUUGGAAAGCUAUCUACAAGAAGAUUUCGAUGAUGGGUAAUCGUGAAAAGGGAUCUAGCAGUGUGUUGAAUCAAUGGGAGAAUGAAGGCAAAACUACUACAAAAUGGGAGCUUUGUAGGCUUGUGAAAGAAUUGAGGAAGUAUGGUCGUUACAAUCUUGCUCUUGAGGUGUAUGAUUGGAUGAACAACAAACCAGAAAGAUUCAUCAUGUCCCCAAGUGACACUGCAAUUCAACUAGAUUUGAUAUCUAAAGUACAUGGUGUUUCAGGAGCUGAAGAUUACUUCAAAAAUCUAGAAGAUGAUCUAAUAGACAAUCGUGUAUACGGGUCCCUCUUGAAUGCAUAUGUACACUCAAGAAAAAAAGAAAAAGCCGAAUCUUUAUUGCAAGAAAUGAAGAAAAAACGCUAUGCAAACCAUGCACUUCCAUAUAAUGUGAUGAUGACACUCUACAUGAACCUUAAAGAAUACGAAAAAGUCGAGGAAUUUAUUCAAGAAAUGAUGCAAAAAGAGAUAGAUUUGGAUUUAUAUUCUUAUAGUAUUUGGAUUUCUUCACGUGGGUCUCAAGGGAAUGUGAAAAAGAUGGAAGAAGUGUUUGAAAGAAUGAAACUUGAUGUGAAUGUGAAACCAAAUUGGACUACCUAUAGCACUCUUUCUACUGUUUACAUUAAGCUUGGAGAGAUUGAAAAAGCUGAAGAUUGUUUAAGACAGAUUGAAAACAAGAUUACAGGGCGUUAUCGAAUUCCUUAUCAUUAUCUUUUGAGUCAUUAUGGAAGUAUUGGAAAAAAGGAAGAAGUUGAAAGGAUUUGGGGGACUUAUAAAACGGUUUUUCCAUAUAUACCCAACAUGGGUUAUCAUGCAGUGAUUUCAUCUUUUAUAAGAAUGGAUGAAAUUGAAGAAGCUGAGAAUCUUUAUGAGGAAUGGCUUUUAGUGAAGACAACUUAUGAUGCAAGAAUUGGGAAUCGGUUAUUGGGUUGGUAUAUUCGAAAAGGGUAUUUGGAAAAAGCCGAAUCUUUUUUCAAAGAAAUGUUGGAAAAUGGGAAGGCGAAUUCAAGUUCAUGGGAGAUUAUUGGUGAAGGGCAUAUUGGGAAUAGGAGGCUUUCUGAUGCGUUGUCUUGUUUUCAAAAGGCACUUUCACAUGAAGAAUCACGGUUUUGGAAACCGAAACCUGUAAAUAUUGUGUCUUUUUUAAAGAUUUGUGAGGAAGAAAAAGAUGAAAAGAGCAAAGAGGCGUUUUUUAAAGUUUUGAGGGAUUCGGGUGUUUUUGAAGAUGAAACUUUUAUGUCAAAGUUACCUUCUUUUAAAGAUGAUGAUUAUGAAGAAGGUGAUACAUUUCUAAACGAGUUGCAGGGUAGUUUGUAAAGGGUAUAUUUGGAAAUUCACAACGGUUUUCCCGUUUUACUCUUAAUGUAGUAAAUUUGUUCUAAGGUAAGGUGUUACAUGUUGUACCUUACUAGAAUUGUAUUUGGAAAUCUUAAGGUCUUAUUCAUAGCUUUUUCUUUGCA